This is a messenger RNA of Branchiostoma belcheri (Belcher's lancelet), 5895 nucleotides long. RefSeq names its product zinc finger protein 236-like. Gene Ontology annotation, molecular function: RNA polymerase II cis-regulatory region sequence-specific DNA binding; DNA-binding transcription factor activity, RNA polymerase II-specific. The transcript is spliced from 25 exons. Lineage: Eukaryota; Metazoa; Chordata; Leptocardii; Amphioxiformes; Branchiostomatidae. The record is from RefSeq and is a predicted model, not a curated record. Gene Ontology annotation, biological process: regulation of transcription by RNA polymerase II. Bases 118 to 5520 code for a protein of 1800 amino acids. Gene Ontology annotation, cellular component: nucleus.
GCGUUGUGGUGCGGUCUCCUUUCAGGGCAAUGAUGGCAGCCUCGUUCUGAGACAACCGAAGCCGAAUCCUGUUUACCGCCAUCUUGGUUUAUGUUGUUGCACUGAAAGUACCGCCAAAUGCCGCGCGGAAGACCACCAAAAAUACGUCCAGCCGCCGCUCCAACCCAAGGAGAUGGGGACACCGCAGUGUUGGGGCCUCCCACCAGCGGAGAACAACCACCCCACAAAUGCGAGGUGUGCGGCAGGGAGUUCACCAAGUGGGCGCCGUACCAGCGCCACCUGCGGGAGCACGCGGACGACAAGCCGUUCCGCUGCACCGAGUGCUCGCUGUCGUUCAACGUGGAGUACAACCUGAUGCUGCACGCGGCCAUCCACAACACGGACACCCCCACCUGCCCUGACUGUGGGAAGAAGUUCUCCCGCGUGGCCAGUCUCAAGUCUCACAUCAUGCUGCAUGAGAAGGAAGAGACACUAAUCUGCCAGGAGUGUGGUGAGGAGUUCAGCCUGCAGAGUCAGUUAGACCGGCACAUGCAGGACCAUACAGACGAAGCCUCCGGGCCGAGGAACUUCCCCUGUAAGGUCUGCACCAAGGACUUUGACUCUGCAUCCUCCCUGCAGAACCACAUGAGACAACACUACAAGGCCAAGACUACACUAUUGACGCCGCGGAAUCACCGGAAAAACCUGGACCGCUCAUCCUUCAUCAAUAAAUGUGACUCCUGUGGCAAAACCUUCCAGAAACCCAGCCAACUGGAGCGUCAUAACAGAAUUCACACAGGUGACCGACCUUACAAGUGUCCAGAGUGUCCUAAAGCCUUCAACCAGAAGGGGGCGCUGCAGAUCCACUUGAUCAGACACACCGGGGACAAGCCUCACCAGUGCCAUCUCUGUCAGCAGGGUUUCUCACAGAAGGGUAACCUGCGUGCCCACAUUCUGCGUGUCCACACGGUCCCUGAAGACGAGAACACGCCCCGCUACCCCUGCGAGGAGUGCACCUGUCUGUUCAAGAAGCUGGGCAGCCUCAACGCACACAUCAGCCGUGUGCAUUCCGACCAAGGCCCUCCCACACAGGUCCCACCUAAGCAUCCCACGGCCUCCAGUACAGAGACCAUACAGAGCCAGACGGUGACCCCGGGUCAGUCCCUCACACCUGCAGCAGAUGCCAUGCAGCAGCUGCUGGAUCUGUCUGAACAGCAUGGCGGUGUGAUGACGCAGCAGCAGCUGCAGCAGAUUGCAGGGGAGGGAGCCAUCAGCUCCGACAUUCUGCAGCAGGCUCUUGAGAACAGUGGUUUGACUGCUGUUCCACUGGAUGGCCAGGCAGCGCAGCACCCGGUGCACCCAGUGGUCACCAUCUCCACCCAGACUAGGACAGGGGACACCAUGAACGACACUCCAGGAGAAACCAGAGAGACAACCACACAGGUGCAGUUAGUGACAGGGCAGAAGCAGCGGACAAUCCGCUUGCACCUCUGCACCUACUGCAACAAGGAGUUCCGCAAGCCCAGCGACCUGGUGCGCCACAUCCGCAUCCACACCCACGAGAAGCCGUACAAGUGCAGUCAGUGCUUCCGGGCCUUCGCCGUGAAGAGCACGCUCACCGCGCACAUGAAGACGCACUCGGGCGUCAAGGAGUUCAAGUGCCACGUGUGCGAGAAGAUGUUCUCUACUCAAGGAAGUCUGAAGGUACAUUUGCGGCUUCACACGGGUGCCAAGCCCUUCGACUGCCCACACUGCGACAAGCGAUUCCGCACGUCGGGCCACCGUAAGACCCACAUCGCCUCCCACUUCAAGGAGCCUCAGCAGAGGAAGAGCAGGAAGAUGUCCAAGCCUCGCCUCAGCAAGUCCAACAUCCAGCUACAGGACAUCCCCCUACAAGAGCCCAUCCUCAUCACUGAUACAGGGUAUAUACAACAACCUCCAAGGAACAGUUCCAGUUUCAACCAGUUCCUACCCAACGGAAACAACCAGUUCAUCUCGCAGGGCAGCAGCGUGGACCGCCCGUACAAGUGUGGCUUCUGCAACAAGGGGUUCAAGAAGUCCUCCCACCUCAAGCAGCACACGCGCUCCCACACCGGCGAGAAGCCCUUCAAAUGCCUGCAGUGCGGGAAGUCGUUCGUGUCGUCGGGCGUGCUGAAGGCGCACAUCCGGACCCACUCCGGUAUCAAGGCGUACAAGUGUCUGAUCUGCGACGCGCUGUUCACCACCAACGGCAGCCUGAAGCGGCACAUGUCCACCCACAGUGAGGUCCGCCCCUUCAUGUGCCCGUACUGCCAAAAGACGUUCAAGACAUCCGUCAACUGUAAGAAGCACAUGCGGACGCACCGCGCCGAGCUGGCUGCCCAAGCGCUGUCCCAGGCUGCAGCUGCUGUCGCCGGGGAGGGCGAUGACAGCGAGGAACAGCAGGAACAGCACGCACAGCAGCAGCAACAGCAAGGCACCAGCCAGGACACCCAGACACUGGACAUGGGCAUGAGUGACCAGCAGCUGCUGAGCCUGGGGCUUGACCAGCAGGACCUGGCGGGGACAGCUGGACAGGGACAGAGUGUACAGGACUUACUGUCAGGAGCACAGGGCCAGGACAGCCUGACUCAGGACCAGCACCUGAACCAGUUUGGACAGCAGGGCUUCCAGACAGCCACCAGCUUCAGUGGGACAGGCAGCAUCAACCAGGACUCCACCUUCGCUACUGUACAACAGCUGCAGCAGCAGCUAGACGCUGCCACGCAGAUGCAGAACUACCAGCUGACCCCUCAGCCAUGGCAGCAGACCAGCCAGCAGCAGGACAGUGGCGGGAUCCCGCGGGACCUGAUGCGCCAGGCCAUGGUGCAGCAGGAGACGGAGGACGGGCGACGCGUCUACAAGUGUCCCUACUGCGACAAGUCCUUCAAGAAGUCCUCCCACCUCAAGCAGCAUGUACGCUCCCACACGGGGGAGAAGCCUUACAAGUGCCAACAGUGUGGAAGGUGCUUUGUGUCCAGUGGAGUGCUAAAGGCUCACCUGCGGACCCACUCCGGGAUCAAGGCCUUCAACUGCCACAUCUGUGACGCCCGCUUCACCACCAACGGCUCCCUCACCCGUCACAUGAUCAUCCACAGCUCCAUCCGCCCCUUCAAGUGCCCGUACUGUCCCGACACCUUCCGCACCACCCUGCACUGCAAGCGCCACAUGAAGCUCCACUGCGACAAGCAAACGGAGAAAGAACGGCCGGUCGUACGGCGACCGCGCUCCAACAUCAUCCAACUCCCCGCCGAGGAAGCCGACCAGCUGGCGAAAUCGCAGCCCGAACAAGCUCGCUCUGUCUCUGAAAAAGUCCUAAUCGCAUCGGCUGCCGAGCGUAGCCGAGUUAGCGAGAUGGUGGUGGACAAAGAGGAGCUGUACAGAGAGGAACCAAAGUUUCCCAACCAGUGCAAGCACUGUCCCAAGAGCUUCAAGAAGCCCAGUGAUCUGGUCCGACAUGUUCGAAUUCACACGGGAGAAAAACCCUUCCAGUGUGACGAGUGUGGGAAGCGGUUCACAGUCAAGUCGACUCUAGAUUGCCACGUCAAGACUCACACCGGGUCUAAGAACUUCAAGUGCCACGUGUGCUCCUCACCAUUCUCCACCAAGGGGAGCCUCAAGGUCCACAUGAGACUCCACACGGGUGCCAAGCCCUUCAAGUGCCCACACUGUGACCAGCGGUUCCGCACGUCCGGCCACAGGAAGAACCACAUCACCUCCCACUUCAAGCCCAGCACGCCCAAGAAGAGGAAACCAACGCCUCGCCAGGCCGAGCUGCUGCAACCAAUCAACCUUCUCACUACCGGUGAUCCGAACACCUUGACCGGCCAGACGGUUCUGACCGGUCCGCUGACCGCCCUUGACCAGAACCUGCUGUCCCAAGGUCAGACGACCCUGCUGCCCAUCAGCAGCGGCAGCCUGGACAGCUUUGUGAACGCGUCGGAGAGUGGUGUGGUGACGGGGAUCCUGCAGGGGCUGGAGGGCAUGCAGCUCACCUUCACUACCGUUAAUGUUGGGCAGGGGGCUGUACAGGUCGCCUCCAUUGAUCCGAACCUGCUGCAGACUGUGCAGAUUGACCCCAGUCUGCUGCAGCAGUCCCUACAGCAGGGCUCGGUGGGCACCAGCGUCGUCACGCAGACACUCACCAACACGGACGGCAGCCUGGUGCAGGUGGAGCAGCCUAUCCACACCACCCUGGGCACCACCGAGCCUGGGUCGGCCAUACAGACCUCUCCUGGAGCUGCUAUCACAGGUACUGUAGCAACCUCUCUUCAGGCAGGCAACACCCAACUGACACCGUCAGAUGCAACAAGCACAGCUGGGCUCACCAUGGCAACACACGUCCAAUCAGGGGCCUCGUCUCAGGGGGAUGACGACAGCACCCGGACCCCUCACCAACAGGCCGUGGGAUUCGCUAACACCUCCCAGGGGGGUGGGAUCGUAGCGUUCACCAUCCAGGGGGGAGUCCACCCCACCACGAGCAUCGGGGAGGAGUUGACGAUUCGCCCGCAGCCAUCCAGUAGUGUGGCGUCCUCCGCACAGGAACAACAAGGCAUCAUGGUCGCUUCCAACAGCGCUUCAAAUUCGUUAGCCGCAGUAACCUUCCUCCCAGCCACCAUCCAAGCCGGGUCCAUGUCAUCCCAGGUUAUGGCGAGCUCUGCGCAGGCGCUGCAGUUAGGGGAGGACGGACAGGGGGUGAUGGUGUCAGCAGACGGCGGGCCCGCGGGUAUACAGACCGUCAGGGAUACGGUGGUCCCGGGGACGGGGGUGCUGGUGGAGCCGAGCGUCUCCGUCACCAACACCAUCUCCUCCGUCCUCGUGUCCCAGGAGUCCAUCCCGGGCAACCCCGCCGAUCUGACGGAAAUCACCGCGUACGAGAUCCCCGCCAUCCAGGAACAGGACGGGGCGGGGAACGGCGGCGCCCAGCCGGACAAGACGUCGGAGACCGGGCAGAUCUACGUGUGCCAGGACUGCGGGCAGUCCUUCACGCAGUCGCCGCAGUGGAAACGUCACCAGCGAGAGCAGCACAGCCCGUCACGAAACCACAUCUGCCCAACCUGCAACAAGGCCUUUAAACGCUCCUACCAUCUCAAGGAGCAUAUGCAGACCCAUGAGGCCAGCAGUCCUGACAAGUCCAAGAAGCCGGCACCCUUCACGUGUCCGACCUGCGGGAAGUCCUUCCACCGUCCCAGCCAGCUGGAGAGACAUGUGAGGAUCCACACAGGCGAUCGACCCUUCGAGUGUCCGGAGUGCAGCAAGACGUUUAACCAGUCCAACGCCCUACAGAUGCACAUGUACUUGCACAGAAACGAGAAACCCUACAGCUGCCAGUAUUGCAACAAGCCGUACGGGCAAAAGGGGAACCUCAAGGUCCACAUCGCUCGCGUCCACGCGGGGGAGGUGGAGCAGGAGAGGGAACAGCAGGGCAACAGUGCCGCCCAGUCGGGGAGUGAGGACGCUGGGGGAGACAGCCAAGGGAUCACUAUGGAAGUCAUUGACACAGAUGUGUUUCUACAACAGUAGUGUGGAGCAUUAACAUAACCGCUACAUUAUACAACUCCAGUAUUGUUUCAGUUUUAGAACGAUAAAACUUUAAAAGAUUUCAGGUGGCCGUACUUACCAAUUGGCAGUAGGGUACAAAAAUGGCAUAUCGGACUAAAAUAGUUAAGCAUGGUUACUACAAGACGAUAAAUAUCUUUGAACCCCAUGUUUCAGUGACGUAGAAAUUUCAUGCAUGCCAAUAGUGUGAGAAAAAAUAGGCCCUAAUGUACACAAUACUCAGAAACAGUGCAUAUGUCUGUGUACGGGGAUUUUGACUGAUGAUUUUGCAUCAAAAUGUUGGCUUUAUUUUUAUAUAACAAUAAAUGAUAUGUCGAUAUUAGGUCCUUUUCAUGUGUU